AUGGCUUCUCCAGAGCCUCAAGGCUUCACCCUGUUGCUCAUCUAUAGCGUCUACGUGGUCACACUUGGCCCUCUACUCUUUGGGUACCACUUGGGAGAACUCAAUGCCCCUCAGAAGGUCAUCACUUGUCAAGUCGACCAAAUCCCUGGAUAUGUUGCCCUAGGGCUCCCUCACUGCAUUCGGAUGAACGCUUUCCAAUGGGGGAUGGUGCAGUCCAUGUUUACUGUCGGAGGUCUCUUCGGAGCCAUUAUGAGUGGUGCCGUCGCCACAAGAUUCGGACGACUCUUUGCCUUGAAAUGGGCCUCCUUUUUCCUGGUCGGCGGACCUAUUGCCGAAGCACUUGCGGGUAAAAUAUGGGUAAUGGCCUUGGGCAGAGCUCUCUCUGGACUUGGAGCCGGUACGGCCACCGUUGUAUCUCCUAUCUACAUCUCCGAGGUAUCGCCCCCAACGCGCCGUGGCUUUUUCGGGGCCUUUACCCAGGUCCAAAUCAACUUCGGCAUCGCUGUGGCACAACUCCUCGGAUUUUUCUUGUCCAAAUCCAACAAAUGGCGUUGGGUCCUGGCCGCCGGCGGCUUCAUUGCCGGACUCAUGUUCUUCGGCCUCAUGCUCACGCCAGAAACUCCGAAAUGGCUUGCGGCAAACAAUCGACCGCGAAUGGCACGAGGUAUUCUGCAGCGCCUCAGAGGGAAGACGGCAGACAUCCGGGAGGAGAUAGAGGACUGGGAGAUGUCGGGAGAAGCUGAAGAGGAAAGCCUUCUCGGAGCCUCGAGAGGCUUUCGACAGCGCAAAGAACCCGGCCGAUCCAUCAUUGACGUCGUCAGAAGGCGUAGGUACCGACGGCCCUUGGUUGCGGUGACGGGUACCAUGAUGGCUCAACAACUCUGUGGUAUCAACAGCGUUGUCAUGUACAGUGUCGCCAUUAUUGGCAAGAUCAUGCCCAAACACGCCGGCCUCGUCACGGUCAUCGUCUCGGGGGCGAAUGUCCUCGUCACCUUGUUAGCAGCCCCUCUACCUGACAAAAUUGGUCGAAAGCCCUGUCUCCUUAUUUCGAUCGUGGGAAUGGGCUUGGCAUCGGGCAUGCUGUAUGCGGGGCUCGCAAGGGAUAUUCAAGCCCUCACGAUCGUUGCCGUUGCACUAUUCGUGGCCAGCUUUGGGAUCGGACUCGGACCCAUUCCGUUCAUUUUAUCGAGUGAACUUGUCGGACCUGAGGCUGUUGGAGCUGUCUCAAGCUGGGCACUUGCAGGCAACUGGCUAUCGACAUUCUUAGUGGCGAUGUUCUUCCCUAUCUUGAACAAGGUACUUGAAAAUAAUGUGUGGUGGAUCUUCGUGGGAGUUUCUGGGGUUUGGGCUAUCUUUGUGGCCGUCUUUGUCCCCGAAAGCAAAGGCAAGGCCAAUGCGGACGAGGUGUGGCGGAGAAGUCGACCUUCCUGA
Molecule: messenger RNA, 1431 nt
Organism: Cladophialophora psammophila CBS 110553
Lineage: Eukaryota; Fungi; Ascomycota; Eurotiomycetes; Chaetothyriales; Herpotrichiellaceae
Exons: 2
Coding region: 1-1431 (476 amino acids)
Biological process (GO): monosaccharide transmembrane transport
Cellular component (GO): membrane
Molecular function (GO): hexose transmembrane transporter activity
Source: RefSeq, a predicted model, not a curated record